Messenger RNA from Myodes glareolus (Bank vole), 812 nucleotides. NCBI's taxonomy places the organism in Eukaryota, Metazoa, Chordata, Mammalia, Rodentia, Cricetidae. The record is from RefSeq and is a predicted model, not a curated record.
CUAGCUGAGAGGCCCCAUCUCCUUCUGACUAGAGCCUCCAACACAGCAUGGCUGUCCUGGUGCUGCUCCUCUGCAUGGUGACAUUUCCAAGCUGUGCCCUGUCCCAGAUACAGCUGAAGGAGUCAGGACCUGGCCUAGUACAGCCAUUACAAACCCUGUCACUCACAUGCACUGUCUCUGGAUUCUCAUUAACGAGCAAUGUUGUACACUGGAUCCGCCAACCUCCAGGAAAGAGUAUGCAGUGGAUGGGUCGUAUAUGGAGUGAUGGAAGCACACAUUAUAAUUCAGCUCUCCAGUCCCGAAUCAGCAUCAACAGGGACACCACCAAGAGCCAAGUUUUCUUAAAACUGAACAGUCUGCAAACUGAGGACACAGCCAUGUAUUACUGUGCGAGAUACACAGUGAGAGAACUCCAGUGUGAGCCUGCACAAAAUCCUCCAUAUGGAGACAUUCUUGACCAGCAGGGGGCGAUGGGAAAGCAGGAUUUCUCAAAACCAUUCCCAGACUCGCCCCUGAACACGAGAGUUCUCUGGUUUCUGCCUACACCCAUGGAGGUCCCAAUUUCGUGUCUGGACCCACAGAGGUCCUGGCUCAGGCUUAAACCCUCCGAUGUCCCAGUCUUGCACCCAGAUCCACAGACAUCUCUACUUCUGGCCUACUUCCUCAGUGGUUGCUCCCUCGUACCUGCUCCUGUGGACUUCGCUGUCUCAGUCCUGCUCCGACGAAUGUCGCUGGCUCAGGCUUGUUUCCAUAAAUGUUCCUGGUUUGAGCCUGAUCCCAUGGAGGUCCCUGGCUUCGGCACAGUCCCAUAA